GGCCCACAGAUUGAUGGUUCUACUCAGAUGAGCUGAACUCAUCUUCUCUCUUCCUGGCAUUUUGGACUUUCUUAAGAAGGAAACUUUAUUCUUCCUGGCAUUUUGGACUUUCUUAAGAAGGAAACUUCCCUCGAGUGCUCUUCAGAAUCUCAGCAGGUACUGGUUUCCUGACUGUUCUUCACUUUCUGAGCCUCAGAGCAGGUGGAAUCCAGACUGUAGAUUUCUAGACUGCAAGGAAAUUGGAAAACGCAGAUUCUUGAGACAAUUGGAACUGGAUAUAAGUGUCUACAAUGGAUUUCUUAUUAAACCCUGAGACUCUCCACAAGUCUGCUCAAGUGUGUACGCUGCUGAGGCUUCUCUGAACUGCCUGGGUUUGUGUGUGUGCAUUUGAGUGUCUGGGGGCAGUCCACUGACUCGCACCAGCUGUUGAGCCAACAAGCGUGAUUGCUCCAAGUACCGCUCCCACUCAAGUCAAGCAGGAGUGUAUGUGUGUGUGGUGUAUAAGUGUGUGUGCCACUGCCAGCCUCUGGAAGAACGCCACAGCUUUGCGACUCUGCUUGGACAGCAGAAGAGAGGAAAAUGCCGGCCAUUUUGGUCACCUCCACCAUGAAGUCUGGAUUGCCCAAGCCUGUCCACAGCGCAUUGCCCAUUCCCCAGUCUCCCAGCCACAGAAGAACCGGACACAACGGCAGCCCCAAGCUCAGCCAUCCCAGCCUCAUCCCACUGAGGAGCACCCUCUCCAGGAGACACAGUCAGACUGCAGGAGCGACGCUGAAGAAGAGUCAGACAGUCAAGGAGAAGAUCGCCGACCCCCAGAUUUACACAGACUGGGCAAACCACUAUCUGGCCAAGUCAGGUCACAAGCGCAUGAUCAGGGACCUCCAGCAGGAUGUAGCAGACGGGGUUCUACUGGCCGAGAUCAUCCAGGUCGUAGCUAAUGAGAAGAUUGCAGACAUCAACGGUUACCCUGAAAGUCGCUCUCAAAUGAUUGGAAACAUAGAUGCCUGUCUUGCCUUUCUGGCAGCUAAAGGAGUAAAUAUAAAGGGAUUUUGUGCUGAAGAGAUCAGGAGUGGCAACCUGAAGGCUAUUCUGGGCCUGUUCUUCAGCCUGUCACGCUUCAAACAGCAGCAGCAGCAGCAGCAGAAACAUCAGCAGCAGCAGCAGGAGGCACUGAAGCAGACCAACCACGACACCCAGAGUGUUCAGCAGACCCAGACCCAGCCUCAUCGGAGCGCCAGCCCUGCCCAGCACUGCCCAAUCCACAGCCAACCCCAGCAAACUCCCAGCACUCUGCUGCCCAGCACCCAGGGAGACAUGCAGUCCAGCCAUCCUUCCAGACGCUCGUCUCAGAGCAAAUCUCUCAGGCUGUCUGUUGCUCAGAAAAAGUCGUCUAGGCUGCCAGGUCCGUCAGUCCGUGCGGGAGGAUCAGGGUCUGAGGCCAAACUGAGGAAGUCCAGCAGCAGCAGCAGCAGCAGCAGCCGACGCAGCCAAAGCUUUAACCACUGCGACAAAACCAAAACAGCAGCACCAGCCUUCUCUCUGCAUACAGAUAAAUCACCCAGUCCAUCUCCCAUCAUGGUUGAUGAAGGGCCUCCCAAUUCUCAAGUUCCUCCUCCAACCAGCAUCAGUGGAUCCACCAGCACCAGCACCAAAGGAUGGAGGAGCAAAUCCCUCAACGCCAAGCACAGCGCCACCUCCUCCAUGCUGUCCGUCAAACAGCCGUCCUCAGUGGCCCUGGAGGCUCCUCCCAAAGUCAUCGCCCAGAAAUCCAUGCUGGACAAGCUGAAGCUCUUUAACUCCAGGCCCAGUUCUCGCGCAUCCAGCGUCGCUUCUUUAGGAGACCCAGACACUGUUCCUGAAGAGCCUGAUGGAGGAAGUGUUUGUUCCAUCCAUCCUGAAGCCCAGUUGGGUAACCAAAGGCCCAACAGCACCAGCCCCAAACUGGCUCUGAAGGGCAUUGCCCAGAGGACGCUGAGCAGAGCUUUGGCGCCCAAGAUCAGCUCGGCAAAAGCUGCUGAGAAGGACAAAGACAAAGGGAAGCAGAAGGGAAAAGAAAAAUCUGCCAAACGAUCUUCUGGUGUGGAACAAGACCAGGUUAGAGAAGAAACCAGAACUGUAACUCAGGGCUUGGUCGAGGUUAAGAAGUCCAGUUCUAUCCCCAAAGGAACCAAAGGCAGUAGCAGUGCUAAGAAAGAUGCUUCUUCUUCUUUUUCAUCAUCACAGAGUGGUAUUCCUAAACCAGGGCAUGCUGGGAAAACUCCAGGGUUAGUAAAGGCCUCAGUGGCGCCACCUUGUGGUGGAGAGCGCAGAGACGGAGAGCGCACUCGUAAUUUAAGGACCGGAGGAACAGUGUUGUCACACAAGUGUUCUAUGGAGAGCAAGAACUCUGGCUCUACCUCAAGUUUAGCAUCAUCAGACGGGAGAUGCAGUCAGAACAGCAACUCCAGCAUCAUUCAGUCCACAACCAGCGUUCAGCUUCCUCAGCCUCAACCACAGUACAGCCAUCCCAACACUGCUACAGUCGCACCGUUCAUGUACAGGUCUCAGACAGACAUGGAUAAGACUGGACUGGUGGAGGGAGGAGAGGUGAAGAAAGAGAAGUCUGUCCUUCACAGCAAAUCCAUCCACACAUCUCUGGAAAGUCUGACAGGUGAAGAUCCAGAGAGCAGGAGACUGAGGACGGUGAAGAACAUCGCUGAUCUGAGACAGAACCUGGAGGAGACCAUGUCCAGCCUGAGACACAUGGCGCAUAUCAGCCAUAGCACCCUGGAAACCACCUUUGAUGCCUGUGUUACCACUGAGAUCAACACGAGGGGCCUGCUGGCUCUUAGCCCCCGACCUGCUUCAGCUCUACCAUGGAGAUUGGGCUCAUCCAGCCCUCGUCUCCAGGCGGGCGACGCCCCCUCGUUAGGGAGUGGCUAUGGACAGCACAGCAGCCGCUGCAGACAGACAAACUCAACCCGCACUGUGAACAUCUCUGAACUGGACGUAUCUGACAAGGUGGAAGAGCUGGAGGGCAUGGGGAUGGAUACAACAGGGUACAUGAGUGAUGGAGAUGUUCUGGGCAAGAGUGUGAGGACAGACAGCGCCACCAGUGGUUAUAUGACAGAUGGAGGGCUGAGUUUGUACACACGGCGGCUGAACCGUGUGCCGGACAGCACGAGCGUGGACAGAGACACACCUUUCCGCUCCAAGAGCCAAGCUGAUACUGACAGCUGGGACGAUAGCAGUUCAGUCAGCAGUGGGGUCAGCGACGCUCUGGACACAGAUGAGCUCAACACCAGCUCAUCUCUCAGCUCUUACAUCAACACUCCCUCUGCUCCACGCAGGGACUUAGAGGAGCAGGUCCAGACGGACGCAGAGAAGCGGUCAAUCGUGGAACGAAGCACUGUCUGGAGCACCGAAGAUCUCAGGCGACCAGACGGCUGCUCGGAGCCUGGCAUGAAAAUGGACACCAAGUGGUGCAGUCCUACUAAUUUCAGUGAGCAAGCAGAGUGUGCCAUGACUGGCCACAAAAGCUCAUCCAUAUCUCACACGGGCUCCUGGAGGCGGGGCAUGAGUGCUCAGGUGGGCGUCACUUGUCCGCGGACGAAGGCUCCAACGCCUACGAACUGCAGCUCAUUGAAGACUCACGGCAACGGCAAAACAGACGACGCCAAAGUGUCGGAGAGAGGGAGCUUCUCACCGAGACCCAAUGGCCUCCCGCGAUCCCCCUCUGAACGACAGAUACCUACUGAUGAAGGCAGGAAGCUGCCCUCCAGCUCCGGCUCCAGUGCCCGUGCUCCCACUAAUACUUUUGGUUUUAAGAAAACCUCCAGUGGUACUGCCACAAUAACUGCCAGUGGUGCUGUGAUCACUUCUGGCUCUGCUACUUUGGGAAAACUUCCCAAGUCCUCUGGCUUCACUGGAAUUCGUUUAAUGGGACGUCAGAACAGCGUGGACGACGGAUACCUUCCUCCCAGUGCUCGGACCACCCUCCAGUACAGGAGUCUCCCCAGGCCUAGCCGGACCAACAGCAGUUUGGGCACUGCCCGCCAUACCAGUAGCAGACCAGCAGCAGCUGGAAUGGACGCCAGUCUUAUCAGUAAAGGUACCUCCACCCUGCCCAACCCAAAGAGCCGCGGCUCGGUUCGGUCCCCAUCGGGCAUCUCCAACCAGACAGAUCGGGAGAAGGGGGUGCUCUCAGAUGCGGAGAGUCUGGCAUCAGGGCUGGGACAUAAUAAAGCCAGUGGCAGCAGUCAGUUGGGUGUGCCUGGACAGGGCCAGUCUGGUAGACAGACAGGAGGGAAGUACCCGGAUAUGUCUUCACCCACCUUGCGCAGAAUAUUUGGGGGUAAACCCGGCACCAAGCAGGCUCCUGUGACCACGUCUGAGAACAUGAAGAAUUCCACCAUCAUCUCCAACCCUCACGCUGCUCCCAGCAAGCAGGGUGGCUCUACUGCAACAGCUCCCAACAAUAUUUCCCUGUGUGGUGAAACCCUGGACCAGUCCCUAUCCUCUCUGACUUCUAACCCAGGAUCAGCCUUCUCAGCCUGGGGAGGAAGAGACAGCUCCUGCUGCACCAGCACAGACUCCAUAGACGUAUCCAUGAGCAAGGAUGAAUCACUGUCUUCCUGCCUCAGCCGAGCAGGCAGCAUCCGAACAGGCCUUUCAGAGAGCCCUGUUUCCUCCCCUGCUCUGAGCCCCAAAUUCAGCCGCAACACCCUGCCGCGGAGACAGGACAGGUAUGGCCAAGUACCACAAGGAAGGGGCAAUGAGGAGGCACGUGAUUGGCUACGCUCACACUCUGCUGCUGGACUUCAGGACUCCGCCCCCUUUUCUCCUGCAUCCACACUCAGCUCACCCUCCGCUCCACGCUUCAACUUCACCACGAUAGGCAGUCCUGGCACAGCACCACAGAUAAACCUUCGCACCCCCACCAGCCUGGCCAAUCAGGAUGGGAUGCUCGACCCACUCAGUGACCCACGUCUGCGCAACUCCUCAGUGUCUCUGGAGGAGAAGAGCCGCACCAUGAGCAGCUCCGGGUCGUUCCGAGAGGUGCUGGAGGAAGUACAUGGCUCCUCUCUGUCUCUGGUGUCCAACACAUCUUCUGUCUACUCCACGCCUGAAGAGAAGUCACAGUCAGAGAUCCGAAAGCUCAGGAGAGAGCUGGAAUCGUCUCAGGAGAAAGUGUCCACCCUCACCAAUCAGCUGAGUGCCAACGCUCACCUGGUGGCUGCGUUCGAGCAGAGCUUGGGAAAUAUGACCAUCAGACUGCAGAGCUUGACCUUGACGGCAGAACAGAAGGACACUGAGCUGAAUGAUCUAAGGAAGACCAUUGAGCUGCUGAAAAAGCAGAACACUGCAGCUCAGGCUGCCAUCAGUGAAGUCAUCAACACACCGGAUGCCCCAAGCAAAGACUCCUCCAGUGCUUCUUCCAGGUCAGUAGGUGAUUUGCGGAUCCACAGACAGCAUUCCUCCGACAGCGUCUCCAGCAUCACCAGUGCUACCAGUCACUCCAGUGUGGGCAGCAGUCUGGAGCUAGAUGCCAAAAAUAAGAAGAAAAGGAAAAACUGGCUGAGGAGUUCGUUCAAACAGGCUUUUGGGAAGAAAAAGUCACCCAAGUCGGCCUCGUCACACUCGGACAUUGAGGAAAUGACGGACUCGUCCAUGCCUUCCUCUCCCAGACUGCCUUACUGCCCCCCCAACACAGCCCCUCUGCUCAGACACUCGCACUCCAACUCACUCCCUCUUCUCUCCUCACUCUCUGCUUAUGGAAGUGGAUGGGGCUGUAACAGGGCUCCCAUCAGGACCACCUCUCUGGCACGUAUUUCUGAGUGUGCGGACAGUGAUGCAGAAACGGUGAUGCAGCUGCGCAGUGAGCUGCGGGAUAAAGAGAUGAAACUGACAGACAUCAGACUGGAGGCUCUAAGCUCCGCCCACCAGCUGGACCAAUUCCGAGAGUCCAUGAACCGCAUGCAGCUGGAGAUUGAGAAGCUAAAAUCAGAGAAUGACCGGCUGAGAAUGGACAGUAGGGGGAGCUGCAGCACAGCCACCUCUCAAACAUCUAUCAGCCCAUCAUCUAUCGGCCUUUCCUCACAGCUCAGUCUGACCGAGUCCACCAGCCUAGACAUGCUGCUGGAUGACAGUGGAGACGGAAGCUCUCGUAAAGAAGGACAGCACGUUAAGGUUGUGGUUAGCCUGGAGAGAGACCAUGAGUGGAAAGAGGACUGCAGGCCACACAACUUCUUAUUAGGCUGCAUCGGCGUCAGCGGCAAAACCAAAUGGGAGGUUUUGGACGGUGUAGUGAGACGCCUCUUUAAGGAGUAUAUUAUUCAUGUGGACCCACUCACACAACUGGGCCUGAACUCUGACAGUGUUUUCAGCUACAGUAUUGGAGAUGUUCACCGCACUGAGAAAACAGACAGUCCAGAGCUUCUGCCCUGUGGAUAUCUGGUGGGGGACAGUAACACCAUCUCCGUUAGGCUAAAAGGUGUUGCAGAGAACAGUCAGGACGAGCUGGUGUUUGAGACCCUCAUUCCGAAGCCCAUCCUGCAGAGGUAUCUUUCUCAGCUCAGAGAACACCGCCGCAUCAUCCUCUCUGGACCCUCCGGCACAGGCAAGAGCUUUCUGGCCACGAGGCUGGCUGAACAUCUGGUGCUGCUGGAGGGAAGGACACUGGCAGACCGGGUCAUCGCAUCUUUCAACGUGGACAAUAAAUCCAGCAAGGAGCUGAAGCAGUACCUCUCUAAUUUAACCGACCAGUGUAACAACAGCACACAGGCUGGGGAACUGCCUCUGGUCGUCAUCCUCGACAACCUGCAUCACGUGGGCUCUUUAGGAGAGAUCUUUAACGGCCUGCUCAACUGCAAAAAACACCGCUGCCCCUAUAUAAUCGGUACUAUGAAUCAAACAACACCAUCAACCCCAAACCUGCAACUUCAUCAUAACUUCAGAUGGGUGCUCUGUGCGAACCACACUGAGCCAGUGAGCGGCUUCUUGGGUCGUUUCCUCCGGCGGAAGCUUCUGGAAACAGAGAUCAGCAGUCGAGUGAGAAACGCUGAGCUGGUGAAGAUCAUAGAGUGGAUCCCGUGUGUGUGGCAGCAUCUCAACCGCUUCCUGGAGACACACAGCUCCUCUGACGUCACCAUCGGACCACGUCUCUUCUUGUCCUGUCCUAUGGAUGUGGAGGGGUCUCAGGUGUGGUUCACUGAUUUGUGGAACUACUCCAUCAUCCCAUACCUGCUGGAGGCUGUGCGAGAGGGCCUGCAGCUGUAUGGCAGAAAGGCAUCAUGGGAGGAUCCUGCCCGUUGGGUGACGGACAGUUACCCCUGGGCCUCCAGCCCCCAGCAGCACCAGUGGCCUCCUCUGCUGCAGCUCCGCCCUGAGGACGUAGGCUUUGACGGUUACGCCCUCGCCCGGGAAAACAGCCCAGGCAAACAGGCAGCACAGGACGGAUCAGAGGGAGACCCACUGAUGAAUAUGCUGAUGAGGCUGAAAGAAGCGGCCCACUGCACAGGCACGUCGAGCUACGACAGCGAUUCCAACAGCACCAGCAACCACGACGAUGUCCUGGACCCCUCACUGGAGUCUGCACUGUGAACCUCAAGCCCAUCAGAGCAUGGAUGGUCUCUAUUUACUUUACUUUAAGAGCCGAAGGGUUUUCUGUCUGGUGUACAGGGUGCUGGUAACUCUGAAGAGAAAUAGAUCACCAGAAUGAAUAGCAGAGAAGUUACUUAUCACCAACUCAUCAUCAUCAUCUCCAUUAAACUGCAACAACAUCCACCUGCCAAAUAGUUUGUGAAAGGAUGUUUUACAUGUUCCUCAAGAUCAACAGAACAGAACUACAGGGGUUUGACAAUGAAACUGAAACACCUGCUUUUAGACCACAAUAAUUUAUUGUGGUGACGGACAGUUCUGGUGGAAACAGGAGAGUUGAUUUGCACAUUGAAUUCUGCUGUGAUUUGAUCAGCCGUGGUUUUAUGGGUUUUUUUUUUUUAAUACAAUCCGGGUUAGCAUUCGAACAUCCCUUUCAGACAGCUUCCUCUUACAGCGUCCACAGUUAAUCCUGUUGGAUGUGGUUCAUCCUUCUUGGUGGUAUGCUGACAUUACCCUGGAUACCAUGGCUCUUGAUACAUCAUAAAGACUUGCUGUCUUGGUCACAGAUGCUCCAGCAAGACGUGCACCAACAAUUUGUCCUUUUUUGAUCUCUGGUAUGUCACCUGUAAUGUUGUGUGCAUUGCAAUAUUUUGAGCAAAACUGUUAAAGCUCUUAGCCUGCUAAUUGAACCUUCACACUCUGCUCUUACUGGUGCAAUGUGUAAUUAAUUAAGAUUGUCCACCAGGCUGCUCCAAUUUAGCCAUUAAACCAACACCAACCAACCAACACUAAAAUGACAGGUGUUUCAGUUUCAUUGUCCAACCCCUGUACAUUUAUUGGUUCUUAGGGUUUAGCAAAAGAAGAUGUUUGUCUUAGCACUCUUAAUGGAGCUUUUAUGAGUCAGUGGUUUCCAACUCUGGUCCUAGAGAAAACCGAAAACCCCUGCCCUGCACAUUUAUACAUUUACAAGUGGUUUCCAUCACCAACACACCGCCUUCAACCAAGGAAGUUCUUGUCAUGUACCUGAUUGGCUGGAACAGGUAUGUUGGGAACAGAAUAGACUUGAAAAAUGCAAAGGUAUUGGUCCCCGACCUCCAGGAUCAGGGUUGGGAACUACUUCCAUACUCUCACUUUGUUUGUACUUUACUUCAAUUGUCUCUAGAUGGUGCUAUAGACCUACAAAAGCAUGGGGAAGGUUUCCCAGUGCAGCUUAACUCUGCAGUGCUUUAUCCCAGCAAGCCUGAGCGUUCUACUUCUGUCUACUUCCUGCUGCAGAAGAACUUUAGAAAAUCAUUAUGAAUCUGGUUUCAGACUCUACUGAUGUUGAUUUUUACAUGACUUUUACAUGCACAUACCAAGGAAACUCAACGCCUACCCCAUUUCUACAUGUCAAAGAGCACUUUUAGAGCAUUUUCCAGCAUUGUAGAAAUGAGUGUGUUGAUGCACUCUUGAAAAACAUCAUGCAUGGUGCUAAUCUCGAAGCCUAAUAAUGCCUUACUACUUUUAUACCAUCAGUAGUAGCUAAUCUCAUAUGCUGUAACUGUUUAAACCAAAAGCAUGCCACCGUAUGAUUGCCUUCAGAUGCUUCAGGUGCUCAGUUCUGGAUUGAGUCUAGCAGAACGCUUUCAAUGACCAAACUCCAUGAGAUAAUCUUGGGUUAAAGAUAUAAAGGUAUAAAGAUAUAAAAUCAAGGGUAUUAAAAAAUAGUUCAUUCUGCUUUCUACUACGCUGAAAAGGAUUUCUACUAGGUUUUUAUACUCAAUUGCUGUGAGCAUUUGAUUGCAAUAAGUCACACAGACAACGAUGUUGGAUGUUGGAAGAUCACUACCCUACCUCUUCCCAAACUCCCAAGCUCAUCCCAACUCAAAAGCAAUUGGAUGGAGCACCAAUACCAGAGUUUUUCAUCUGCUCAAGACAGCUAGUCCUAUGCUAUUGGCAUUAUUACUUCUCUGGGUGUCUUCCAUGGGUGUCCACAAACAUUUGGACAUAUAGUGUAUUUGGUGCCACUGUAUUAAAGUGGUAAAAUAAUUCACUUUGUGUUUACAUGUGCCCAAAAAAAAAAAACUUUUUACACAAUGUUUCGUUAUACCUCUUAAAGCAGGUUAAUACAGCCUGCUCACUACAGCUACUGUUUAGGUUUUAUUAUUAUCAUACAGAAAAGCAUGAACUCCAUUUUUAUUUGAUUGAAUUAACAGUCACACAAUAAAUAACAAGAAUAUAGUUCAUUUUUACACCUCAUUAUCUCCAGUUAAGAAUAACAGGUGGCUAUACAACUGUGUGCUCCAGUUCAUAUGAUUAAUGAUCUCAUUGAACUCACAUUUAAUUGAACCUAAAACAGGUCAGAUCAUUUAUUUUUGUAUUAAGUCACAUAACAUUAUAAAAACUCAAUUUGAAUCAAAGCAGAGCUGCACAAUAUGGACACGAUUCUAGUAUUGAACAUAAAUUGUGGUUAUAUUUUUACAAGAAUAUUGUGAGGUUGUUGAGCGCACUGUUAGAUUUUUUUUUAUUUUUAUUUGCUUGUGUUAUUAGUUUAUUAUUUUAAACAUAAUGCACUUAAUUCUGCAAGCUAUUAAAAAGAUUAAACAGAUUAUCAUUACACAGCAAAUUUGCCAAUGUUGAGUCAACACUGCUAGUAUUUAAAGCCACAGUGUUGAUUUAACUCUAACAAUGUUUGUUGGAAUUUUGGCAAAUUUGCUGUGUAUAUGCUGUAGAUAAUGGUUGUUAUAUUAUUCAAUUAAAUAGAUUAAAAUUAAGACAGUCUCACUAGAUAAAAUAUAUAUUUAAACACAUUAAACACAUGGAGAUGCUUCAAAAGGUUCUUUAAAUGAUGCCAUAGAAAAGUUUAAAAAAAGAUACAAUAUAUAAUUUUUGUAAAGUAGCCUGAAUAGAAGAAUAUGAAAAACUUUUUUUAAAUAAAAAAAGAGAAAAAAUAUUUUCAUCUAAUUAUUUAAAUCAAUUGAACUUUUUCCACACAUUUCUUUUACAGACUUUUUUGGUGGCUUCUUCUUUGGCUCAUAACUCAAUGAUCACUAUGUAGCAAUUCUCCAAAAUGACCUGAAAUAAAAUCUUUUACAUUGACUCCCACUGAAAGUUAAAGGAAGGUUUUAUCUCUCUUCUGUAAAGUUGCUUUUUUUGAGAUACAUGUUUUUCAUUGGACAGUAAUGAAAUUUCACUAUUCACAAAUUUUACCACUUCUCUUUUUUUUCUUUUUUUUUUUUAUUAUUAUUAUUAUUGUUUUUCUGCAAUGUGCCUUAAAUUACCAAAUGAACAGCUAUUAGUUAGUCUGGAGCUAAAAUACUAAAAUAAACACAGAAAACAAACAUAGUGAUCAAUUACAGGCUGAUUUGCAUAUUGAUUGACUUUAACCGUAAAAGCCAGUCUCUCAGUACAGAUUCAACACAGACCAGUUGUGCAGCUCAAACAUGUUAAAGAGUCUUAAUGUUCGAUGAUGUUGAGUGAUUGGUGAUUGGAGAUUUGUGAUUGGUGUUAUUAGAGCACCUUUGUGAAACCGAAGCACUUCAGGACACACACACACACACACACACAUGCACACACACACACACACACACACACACACACACACACACACACACACACACACACACACACACACACACAUGCUCGGUAGACUCAGGCACUCGUAUCAGCCAGAGUUCUGUGCUGUACUCUGAGCACACUGAGGGCCGGCGUGCCUGUAGUGAUGCCGUCCGUUUUCUCAUGGUGUGAAUGGAGGAGCGCUCAGUGCUGCUUUGUUUGGAGAAGCGCUGUGACUUCACACUCCCCCACACUCCCUCUCACGAUGCUGAGAUAUUCUCAGCAGCCCUUUCAGAAAGAGUUUAACACUAUGCAAUAUUUCUGUUUUUUUAUUUUUUUUAUUUCUAUUGUAAUUCUAACAGGAUGGAGUUCAGCGAUGUGAAUUUUUUAUAAGUGUAUUUGUGUUAUGUAAAUUGGUGAAUGCAGAUUCAGAGUGCAGAACCGGAGCAGGAGAAAGAGGGUUAUAGUGUGUAUGGAAAAGUGUUUAAGUGAAAUAUCUUGUAAUAAUAAUGUGAAGUUGUUGGUAAUUCUAAUACUUUUGAGGGGGGUGAUACGUUUUUGGUGUGUAUAUUUUCAGUUGUACAGUAUGUUUGUAAAUAUUCCUCACAGAAGAGAGUCCAGUAGAGUGAAAGAUUGAUGUACAGCUCUUUUUCCUACCACCUGUAGAUUUUGUUGUUUUAUUUUUCCAGUAAUAAUUUGUUCCUCCGUUAAGAAUAAACUUUAUGACUGUUAUAAAA
Molecule: messenger RNA, 11849 nt
Organism: Astyanax mexicanus (Mexican tetra)
Lineage: Eukaryota; Metazoa; Chordata; Actinopteri; Characiformes; Acestrorhamphidae
Gene: nav2b
Product: neuron navigator 2b
Exons: 39
Coding region: 580-7581 (2333 amino acids)
Biological process (GO): nervous system development; neurogenesis
Molecular function (GO): protein binding; ATP hydrolysis activity
Source: RefSeq, a predicted model, not a curated record